GAUAAAUUGGAACCUAAGAAAAACCACCUAAAAUCCUAUAUUGAGGAAACAACUUUAUAUAAUGACACAAUUAGGAUGUUUGACAAAGUCAUAAUUUCUUUUCCUAACUAUGGCCUUUGAAGAACAAUGAAACAUUGCCAAUGUGGCAAAAAUUCUUUCAAGCCAAAAUUCAUAGGAUCAAUUUUGUUUUUAUGAUGGGCAAAGGUUUGAAUUGAAAACAUCUAGAAUUGAUUUUGAAUUAUAAGCUCCUUAUGUGUCCAAAGGUUACAUUGUUUUGAAAAGGUGAUGCAAGAACUUUGUAAUUUUAUAAAUGUGGUUUUGGUCAGAUCAAAUAUUUAGGGGGUGGAAAAUGAGCUUUUUUGCAUGUUGUAAGUCACAAGAGAAGAACACCAAGAACACAUUGAAGAAAAGCAUUAAGGACUAUCAUAACAUUUGUUCUAAAUCUGAUGGUGGCAAACGGAAGUACAUAGCAGAGGAAGAAAACACAAGAAAUGGAAAAGGAAAUAUUACCUCUAAGAUAUUUUCUUACCAUGAGCUAUGUGUUGCAACUAAGAAUUUUCAUAUCAACAAUAUGAUUGGUGAAGGAGGCUUUGGGAGAGUAUACAAAGGGCGCAUUAAAAGCAUAAAUAAUAAGGUUGUUGCUGUUAAGAAACUUAACAAGGAUGGAUUUCAAGGAAGCAGGGAAUUUCUUGCAGAGGUUAUGAUUUUGAGUUUCUUGCACCACUCUAACCUUGUCAAUUUGGUAGGGUAUUGUGCAGAAGGUGAUCAAAGGAUUUUGGUAUAUGAAUAUAUGGCGAAUGGUUCGUUAGAAGAUCACCUUUUUGAGUUACCUCCGGGCAAAAAGCCUUUGGAUUGGCACACUAGAAUGAAAAUUGCAGAAGGUGCGGCGAAAGGACUUGAAUACUUACACGCAGAAGCAAAGCCACCGGUGAUAUAUCGUGAUUUCAAAGCAUCAAACAUACUCUUGGAUGAAAAUUUCAAUCCAAAACUCUCUGAUUUUGGACUUGCAAAGCUUGGUCCAACUGGAGAUAAAACACACGUGUCCACUAGGGUGAUGGGAACUUAUGGCUAUUGUGCACCUGAGUAUGCCUCAACAGGUCAAUUGACUACAAGGUCAGAUGUUUAUAGCUUUGGAGUGGUGUUUCUAGAGAUGAUUACUGGGAGAAGAGUACUUGAUUCUUCAAGAUCGCCUGAAGAAGAAAACUUGGUCAUUUGGGCACUACCACUACUCAAAAACAAAAGAAAAUAUACAUCAAUGGUUGAUCCAUUGCUAAAAGGGAACUAUCCAAUGAGGGGUCUAUUCCAAGCACUAGCAAUUGCAGCAAUGUGUCUAUUGGAGGAUGCUAAUGCUCGACCUUUGAUUGGUGAUGUAGUUACAGCUCUUGAAGUUUUAGCAAUGAGGCAUGUACAAGUGGGUAAACAAAAACAUACAAAAGAAACUUCUAUUGAGAAAGGAGAAUGCAGUUGACAAAUGAAUUUCAUAGAAUAGUGGUCUUUCUUAGAGGGAUAGUGAAUAUGAAAAGGCAAAUGUUAAGUUUUGUGAUGUAUUUUACUACAUUUUGUUGUGUUGCCAAUAGUGUGUCAUUUGAAGAUCAAAACCAUUACUAUAUUUUUCUAUGUUCAAUGUUUACUCUUUUUAUUAGUAGUAUA
This is a messenger RNA of Medicago truncatula (barrel medic), 1650 nucleotides long. RefSeq names its product probable serine/threonine-protein kinase PBL23. Gene Ontology annotation, molecular function: protein kinase activity; ATP binding. The record is from RefSeq and is a predicted model, not a curated record. The coding region runs from base 311 to 1468 and encodes 385 amino acids. The transcript has 5 exons. Gene Ontology annotation, biological process: protein phosphorylation. NCBI's taxonomy places the organism in Eukaryota, Viridiplantae, Streptophyta, Magnoliopsida, Fabales, Fabaceae.